AUGACAUCCCAGUUCCUCGUUGUGGACACAGAACCUGCGGUACAAUAUCCGACUAAAUGGGACCACAUGGAGACGGCAGGCCCCGACUGGCCGGGCCACGUAAGACAGGGUGCUGGUGUCGCAGGCAUGAAUGCCAUCUUCAGCUUCACAGGCACCGGGAUUCAAGUUGUGGGGACUCUGGAGCGCUCUGACAAAUACGGCCAGCCCACAACGUCUUACGCCAUCGACGGGGAGACCGUAGGCACCUACACAGCGCCAUUCACGCCGGACUUGCACACGGGCUGGAACACGACGUUCUUCUCGAAACGUGAUCUCUCUCCUGAAACUCAUGAAGUAGUCGUUACGAACACCAAUGGCACAAGCCCAAACGUCUUUUGGCUAGACUAUUUUCUUGUGGACGUUGAUCAGGCUUCUCCUAACAAUCCUCCUACGUCUGCUCCUCCACCGACAUCGGUACCGACCACACUGAGCCAAGGGAGCCUCACCAUGGCAGCGACUGAUGCUACUACAACCAAUGGUUCAACCUCGACUGCAGCUGGCGCGGGCCGUACUCGUGGACACCCAGAUUAUCUUGCCACUGUGGUUGGAGCGGUUGGAGGCGUGAUACUGUUAACAUUACUUGUGGCUUUGUUCUCCUUGUGGAGGCGACGCAAACAGAGAUCACAAGAUGACAUAGACCCGUUCCCCUUAUCAAAUGGCAGGCAGACUUCGUAUAGCGACACACAGGCGUCCCAGAGCACCCCAACGAGAGCCGCCGACAUCUCCGCGAAGGCGCCGACUUCGACUACGGCCCUGCUCUUUCCUACCACGGUCGCACGGACCCCAGGAUUCAGUUCGAACCACUCGUCGUCCAACGAUGUCUCUGCUGUCGCCACGGACAGUCUUCCAGCUGCAUUAGUGUGGCCCUCAAACCACUCUACGAUGUCCCCACGCUGUCGUUCUGCCGUUGAUGGGGAUCUACAAGACUCUAUCUACACCACCCCUUCCACUCAGCCACCAACGUUCCACUCCAAAUCCGACAUAGACAUCGGAUACAGUCAUGUCUUGCUGUCGCCCCAACCAGUUUCAGCGGCCCGCGCGCCAUGGUCUGCGCUGCCGCAGAGUGGGCCGCGCGCACAGUCGCUUUUGGGUGCGCUAUCGUUGCGCAUCGAAUCCGGGACGCGGCUUCCAGAACGCGACAUGGAUUCGGGUCUCCGGCUAUACAACGAUGUCGCCUUGCCGCCAGCAUAUACCCCGGACUAG
This is a messenger RNA of Dichomitus squalens LYAD-421 SS1, 1242 nucleotides long. RefSeq lists its product as uncharacterized. The record is from RefSeq and is a predicted model, not a curated record. NCBI's taxonomy places the organism in Eukaryota, Fungi, Basidiomycota, Agaricomycetes, Polyporales, Polyporaceae. The transcript has 5 exons. Bases 1 to 1242 code for a protein of 413 amino acids.